Molecule: messenger RNA, 1698 nt
Organism: Debaryomyces fabryi
Lineage: Eukaryota; Fungi; Ascomycota; Pichiomycetes; Serinales; Debaryomycetaceae
Exons: 1
Coding region: 1-1698 (565 amino acids)
Biological process (GO): mismatch repair
Cellular component (GO): MutSalpha complex; nucleus
Molecular function (GO): mismatched DNA binding; ATP binding; ATP-dependent DNA damage sensor activity
Source: RefSeq, a predicted model, not a curated record
AUGUUAAAGCAUUGGAUUUUACAUCCAUUGAUGAAAAUCGAUGACAUCAAUGAAAGAUACGAUUCUAUAGACUAUUUAAUGGGUGAAGGCUCAAAAUUCAGAGAAAUAUUGGAACAAGCAUUCAAUGGUUUGCCUGAUUUAGAAAGGCUCUUGGCAAGAAUUCACAGUAAAACUUUGAGAUUUAAAGAUUUCUUGAGAGUUGUUGAAAGUUUCGAAAAAAUUUCAAAAUUAAUCGUUGAUGUUCGUGACUUUUCAGACAGAGAAACAGGGUCGUUACAUAAGUUUGUGAAUAAUUUUCCAGUGGAACUAGAAAGUUCUAUCAACGAAUGGGAUGACGCCUUUGAUAGACAAGAAGCAAUGCGUGAUAUUGUCGUACCUAUGAAGGGAAUUGAUAAUGAGUUUGAUGAGUCCCAUGCCAAAAUCAACGCUCUUGAAGGUGAAUUGAAUGAGCAUUUAAUGGUGUACAAGAAACAGUAUAAAUCCAAUGAAAUUUGUUAUAAAGAUUCUGGUAAGGAAAUAUUUUUAAUUGAAGUACCAAACAAGAUAAAAAAUAUACCUAAGGAUUGGCAACAAAUGGGAUCGACAUCGAAGGUCAAAAGAUUUUGGUCGCCAGAAGUCAGAAAAUUGGUUAGGGAAUUAAUGGAGCAAAAGGAAUUGCAUAAAAUGGUCUGUGAGACUUUGAAGUUCAGGAUGUAUGAAAAGUUCAAUAAGCAUUAUUCAAUUUGGAUGUCAGCCAUAAGGAAUAUUGCUAAUAUUGACUGCUUGAUUGCAUUGACGAAAGUUUCUGAAUCUAUCGGAUAUCCAUCUUGUAGACCAGAGUUUGAGAAAGCAGACAAAGGAUUGAUUGAAUUCAAGGAAUUAAGACACCCUUGUUUUAUUGGAACAAAGGACUUUAUACCCAAUGACAUUUGCUUAGGAGGCUCAGAGCCAAAUUUUGGACUUCUUACUGGUGCAAAUGCCGCUGGAAAAUCUACAAUAAUGAGAACAACUGCGUUAGCAAUUAUAUUGAGUCAAAUAGGGUGCUAUGUUCCAGCUUCUCUGGCAAGAUUGAACCCAAUCGAUAGAAUUAUGACAAGAUUAGGGGCCAAUGAUAAUAUAAUGCAGGGCAAAUCCACGUUCUUCGUUGAGUUAUCAGAAACUAAGAAAAUUUUAAGUAAUGCUACUCCUAACUCAUUGGUUAUCUUAGAUGAAUUAGGUAGAGGUGGUUCUUCUAGUGACGGUUAUUCAAUUGCUGAAUCUGUUCUAUAUCAAUUGGCAACUCAUAUUCAAUCAUUAGGCUUUUUUGCAACUCAUUAUGGAUCUUUAGGAUUAUCCUUUAGAAAUCACCCUCAAAUUAAGCCUUUGAGAAUGGCAAUUUUAAUUGAUGAUCAUUCUAGAAACAUCACCUUUUUAUAUAAAUUAGAACAAGGUGCCGCUCCUGGAUCCUUUGGUAUGAAUGUAGCAUCUAUGUGCGGCAUUUCUAAUGAAAUAGUUGACAAGGCCGAAAUCGCAGCUAAAGAAUAUGAACAAACUUCAAGAAUUAAGAGACAGAAUGAUAUAAGUAAUUCCAAUCUUAAUAAUAUGAGUUUAGGGUUACAGAGUGAUUUUGUCUGGCUAGUUAACAAUUACAAAAAGUUAUCUGAGGAUAUUUUGGAUUAUGAUGAAUCGGUAAAACAAAAUGCUUUGAAUAACAUCUUUAGUAUGGUAGAGAAUCUAUAA